AUGCGUUGUCUUUCCACAGUUCAAUUUCGUCUGUCCAUUAAUGGCUAUCUUACUGACCCUUUUCAUUCAACGCGUGGUAUUAGGCAAGGGGAUCCCCUUUCUCCCUAUCUUUUCCUUCUAAUUGCUGAGGGUCUUUCUGCUGCAACUCGUUUGCAAGAAUCUCAGGCUCUGUUUUCUGGCAUUCAGAUUUGCAGGGGAGCCCCACCAUUAUCUCACCUCUUGUUUGCUGAUGAUAGCAUGGUUUUCUCUCCUGUUCAUCCUCAGGCCAGUGCUUCCCUAAAUGGUAUUCUUGAUCUCUACAAUAAAGCUACAGGCCAGCUAGUGAAUAGAGAGAAAUCCUCCAUUCUCUUCUCCCCCAAUACCUCUGCUGAGUCCCAGAAUCAAUUUCGUCAAGAUCUUCACCUUAUGGGAGAAGGUUUCAUUAGUAAGUACCUCGGUGCUCCCCAUUGUGUGGCCAGGGUUUCCAAUUCCAUGUUUCACUACUUGCUUCAAAAAGUUUCUUCCAAGCUUAAAUCAUGGAACGAAAAAUUUUUCUCUAGGGCUGGUAAAGAGACUCUUAUUAAAGCGGUGGUCCAAGCAAUUCCCUCUUUUGCUAUGUCCAGUUUCAAAGUUCCCAAAUCGAUUUGUUCAAAAAUUCAAAGUUUGAUUGCUAAAUUUUGGUGGGGAUCUCAAGGUACUAACAAAAUUCACUGGAAGAACUGGGAUUCUAUUUCUGUUUCAAAAUUUUUUGGGGGCCUGGGCUUCCGUAUUCUUUCUUCUCAUAACCAAGCUCUUUUAGCUAAGCAGGCUUGGCGUACUUGGAAUGAUAGGAAUUCCCUUCUCCAUUCUGUUCUUAAAGCCCGAUAUUUCAAAAAUUCUGAUUUCAUGAAUGCCCCUUCUGGUCACAACUCUUCUUUCACCUGGAGAAGUAUUCUUUGGGGUCGCCAUUUACUUCAAAAGGGGUUGGUUUGGAAGAUUGGCACUGGAACUAGUAUUCCCUUAUCUGCACCUAAUUGGAUUCCCAACACUAAGCACCCUAUUCUCUUGCACUCUCUCCAUCAAUCCCAAGCUUUUGUCUCUUUCUUCAUUAAUGAUGACUCAACUUGGAACACCCGUAAGCUUAAACAUUACUUCCCUCCUUACCAAGUUGAUCGUAUCCUCACAACCCCCAUUGAUCCUCUAUCUUCAGAUUCGCUUAUUUGGGGCUUUCACUCCUCAGGUAUUUUAACAGUCAAAUCUGCUUACCAUCUUGCCUGCACUCUUCAUUCUGCUCAAGUUCCUUCCUCUUCCAAUCCUAACCCAUACUUUCAUUGGUGGAAAACCCUCUGGUCUCUCCCUGUUCCUCCCAAGAUUAAACAUUUUAUUUGGAGAGCUUUCCACCAUAUAUUGCCAUGUUCUCUCAAUCUUUUUCAUAAAAGGAGUCUCCCUGACCCACUUUGCUCAAUCUGUGGGUACGACAAGGAAUCAGUCUCUCAUGCCCUUAUUGGUUGCACAAGAGCAAAGUCUAUUUGGAAGUCUUCAACUUUUAAACAGUUUUACUUGUCUUAUUAUAGAAGUGACAUCAAGGACUUUCUCUUACAGGCUUUUCAAGUUUUGCCAAAGCAGGAGUUCCAAGUCUUUAUCACUUUCAUUUGGCAAAUUUGGAAUACUCGAAACUCUAUACUUUUCAACAAGAAUCAUACUACUAACAAUGUGGAAGAAUUUGUUGUUAAUUACUUGCAGGAGUACAAGGAUGUACAACAUUCUCAAAAACAUGACACUCAGCCAUCCGAAGUUUCAAGCAUCACUCAGUCCUCUCAUCAGCAUUGGCUUCUUUCCUUGUCACCUGAUACUCCUGCUCUGUUUGUAGAUGCAGCCCUCGACCAUCAGGCAGGCCUAACUGGUGCUGGUUUUGUUUUCAAAAGGGGAUAUCAGACUGUGUUGGCUUCUCAAUCCCGGAGGCUGCCUGGUGUUGUCUCGCCCAUCUUCUCAGAAGGCCAAGCUCUUUUACAAAGUCUCAAGUGGUGCAUUGAUUCCCAGUUUACUCCUCAAGUUGUUUUCUCGGAUUGUCUAAAUUUAGUCUCAAAAGUAAAUGGAGAUUGA
Cannabis sativa is the source of this 2061-nucleotide messenger RNA. RefSeq lists its product as uncharacterized. Lineage: Eukaryota; Viridiplantae; Streptophyta; Magnoliopsida; Rosales; Cannabaceae. The record is from RefSeq and is a predicted model, not a curated record. Gene Ontology annotation, molecular function: RNA-DNA hybrid ribonuclease activity; nucleic acid binding. The transcript has a single exon. The coding region runs from base 1 to 2061 and encodes 686 amino acids.